Molecule: messenger RNA, 1111 nt
Organism: Salvia miltiorrhiza (redroot sage)
Lineage: Eukaryota; Viridiplantae; Streptophyta; Magnoliopsida; Lamiales; Lamiaceae
Exons: 4
Coding region: 191-571 (126 amino acids)
Source: RefSeq, a predicted model, not a curated record
UACUUAGGCGGACGCAGCUUUCGAUUUCACAAAGUUUCCCCCAUCUAUUUUUCAUCUCCUUCGAAAACACCACACAUCCCACUUCAAAUUCCCAAUUGCCGGCGAGCUGGCCGUCCCCACAGCCUCCCACGGUCGCCCCCUCCGACUCGCGAGACUCUCGCGCCUCUGCGUUGGACCAACUCUGCCGUCGAUGUGUAGAUCCACCUCCGCCAACACCUCGCCGCCGCUGCAGAGGAGGUGCCGACCUCCGACGCCCGACGCCAGCAGCCGCUCGCCGUCCGACGCCAGCAGCCACUGCCGUCUCGGAGUCCAAUUUGAGGUUAGAUUUGACGCCACCGCCGAGGAUUUGCAGUCAGCCACCGCCGUCUCCCAAUCAAAGGUUGCUCGCUGUACAAAGAUAAUCAAUCCAAACACUGGAGAUGCAAAGUAUAUUAUCAAUGUCAAGCAAAUUGCAAUGAUAGUGGGAGGAGUUUCUAGUGCGAGAGGUUCACGUGGGAGAGGAGGAGGUUCUAGUGGUAGGGGUGCUCCAUCAUCUUCAAACCCUACAUCAUCCACAAGAUGCAUGAAUUAGUUGCUUCACAGAGUCAGCCUAUGGAUGAUGAUUCUGAUCCGCCAGAGAUCGAUAUGAACAAAGUGUAUGUAGAGGCUGUUGGUGGACUCGACAAGAAGAAGAGAAUGUUUGGAGUUGGUGGACUUGCAGCCAGCUAUAGGAGCAGUGAGCAGUCGAGUGGUACAUCUCAGUUCCAUGGCCAUACUGUCGAUCCACAACGGCUUGUGGACAUGGAGCUGCAGUUGCAGGAUGCUUUAGCGGAGAUAGCACGUCAGAAGGAGGAGAUGAGGCAGAAAGAAGAGCAGAUCGAUGCUCGAUUUGAGGCUCAGCAGCGUAUGUUCGAGGACGCUCAGCAGCGUAUGCUCGAUCGAUAUUGGCUAGGCUUCCACCUGGAUCUACAGGACCCACUCCACCCACCAGACCAUCAUCUUGAUUAUUAUGUUGUGUUCUGUACUUUAAAUUGAAUAUUUGACUAUUUGUCUAUUUCUAUUAUGUUUCUUAACACUUGAAUAUUUUGUUAUGUUAUGACAUAUGAAUGAUAUUUUAGAAUUUUAAUAUUUU